CUUUAUAACAUUUCACGUUGCCUGUAUAUAACGUAGGUACGAAAUAGACUAAUUGUAUACGUAUCUUAUCAGGAAAUUAAUAUUCCAAUGCGAUAAAGUACAUCCGGGAUGUUGGCGUUUUGUUAAAAUUGGUUACAGUUUCACUCCGCUUGUUAAACGAAACGUUCCCUUAUUUUCUUCCAGUGAAUCAUGCUACCCUACGGGUAUCAUCCGUCAUCAACGUCGACGUACAACUAUCAUUACUUACUUACGCCCUUCGAAGACAGAAAGUAAUUGCAUUUUUAAAAUUUUUAACUUUAGGCGUUCCUUUUCGAUGCGUAUACAAAAUCGGUCUAAAUUAAAUGAAAGUGUCACUUUUCCAGGUUGAGGGAAGGUAAGUAGGUGCAACAAAAUGAGCAGCGAAGAGAAUACAGAUUUGUUAGACGAGUAAGUUAAACACAUUAUUAAGAGUUUCCUUGAUUAAAAGGGCGGGUGUAGGAAACCAAUUGGAGAGGACAAAGAAGAUGAAGAAUUCGAAUUUGAAGAUGGGCAAGAGUGGGGUUUUCGGGACGAGUUUCUCCCACAAAACACACUGAGCACGCUAGAGAAACCCUCCACAUUAGCUGCCUAGUCUAGUUGACACAAUGUACAUUACGUAGACUCCGCCAUGUACAUACAUAAAAUAGUACCUACAAUAGAUCUAAACUUGGCGAACCUGUAGUUUUAUUUCUUCUAGCGUAGAUCUUAGCCAGUUUGACGUAGUGUUAACACUGUAAUUUUAGAGGAAUGACGGUGACAUCGGGUAGUGUAACGAUACAAAAAGACGCCAAUAAUCUAAUCGGAAUUAGUAUCGGUGGUGGAGCGCCGCUGUGCCCGUGUUUGUAUAUCGUGCAAAUUUUCGAUAACACAGCCGCCGCCCGUGAUGGUACUUUACAAUCUGGAGAUGAGCUGGUGGCCGUUAACGGACAAUCCGUCAAAGGAAAAACAAAGGUGGAAGUCGCGAAGAUGAUCCAGUCAACUAAGGUGGAUGAAGUGAUAGUCAACUACAACAAGCUCCACGCAGACCCGCAACAAGGCAAAAGUUUGGAUAUAGUUUUGAAGAAAGUCAAGCAUCGCCUGGUUGAGAACAUGAGUUCAUCCACGGCCGAUGCUCUAGGACUUUCAAGAGCAAUUCUCUGCAACGACACCCUUGUCAAGAAAAUGCAAGAGCUCCAAGACACGGAAAUUACGUACAAAGGACUCGUUGAGCACUCCAAACGGGUGUUACAGGCCCACUUUGAGCUACACCAAACCAUUAAAGCCAUGGGCGAUAUCUUCUCAAGCUUGGCGGUGAGGGAACCGCAACCGCGUGCAAGCGAGGCGUUCAGACUGUUCGGCGAACAGCACCGCAGCAUGGAAAAGUUAGGGCACGAAAUGAUUAAGCAGGUCAAACCUGUUCUGUCAGACCUAGGGACUUACCUUCACAAGGCAAUACCCGACACGCGACUGACUGUGAAGAAAUACGCCGACGCGAAAUUUGAGUACUUAGCCUACUGCUUGAAGGUUAAAGAAAUGGACGAUGAAGAAUGCAGCUACGCCGCCUUGCAAGAACCGCUGUACCGAGUCGAAACUGGCAACUACGAGUACAGGCUAAUUUUGCGUUGCCGCCAAGUCGCGCGUGCUCGAUUUGCUAAACUCAGGGCCGACGUUUUGGUUAAGAUGGAGUUGCUGGAGAACAAACACGUACAGUCUCUCGGAGGGCAUCUCACCAAGCUGGUGAAGGGGCUCGCCGAACUGCACACCAACACACUCGCCUUGCUCUGCGGCCCACCCUUAUUCCCAGUCGAGGUCGACCUUUCCAAUAGCGCCUUCCAGUACAAAUCAACUACACCAAUUACUGCGGACCACGAUGACGAUGACAUGGAACUAGAAAACGGUGUCGAACUGGACGAAGAUAUUCUUAUUGGCGAUCUUCCCAAGUUUUCCGAGGAGAUGAUCCAGAAAGAUCCCGAAACCCCACUGCUAUCCGACAUUGAAACCGCCCAUCACGAGCCCGAUUAUGACAACAUGGAUACGUUGGCCAUGUUAUCGACCCUUAAUUUAAACGAUUGUAGUCAUGAAAAAUUACGUUCAAGUACUGAUCUGGAAAAAUCAAUUUUAGAUUUAGAUUAAUUUCAAGAUUCUUCUAAUAAUACAUUAUCUGAAAACGAUAUAAUCCUUCCAUUGUGAAGAACUGUCUACGAGAGGUAUGCAGAAAGUAGGUAGGUGUUCCAGAGCUACAGAGGGUACCUACUUAUUUUUGUCGACUCUUAAGAUAAUUAUUGUACUUUGCACAACCUUUUCUAUGUUUGUUACUACAUGUUAUAGAUUUAUCUACUCCGAUAGUUCCACAAAUGAAAACAUACUUAACGUAAACAAAACCACAGUAAAACAAGUUUUUUCUGCAAUGUAAAAGAUUGUGAAGGCGUAUUUUCUUAGUUCUCUUUAUUGUCCAAUAAGAUUUCAUUUCAAUAGCA
Photinus pyralis (common eastern firefly) is the source of this 2474-nucleotide messenger RNA. RefSeq names its product PRKCA-binding protein-like. The record is from RefSeq and is a predicted model, not a curated record. NCBI's taxonomy places the organism in Eukaryota, Metazoa, Arthropoda, Insecta, Coleoptera, Lampyridae. Gene Ontology annotation, molecular function: protein domain specific binding; protein kinase C binding; phospholipid binding. Gene Ontology annotation, biological process: intracellular protein transport; regulation of Arp2/3 complex-mediated actin nucleation; dendritic spine maintenance. Gene Ontology annotation, cellular component: postsynaptic early endosome; synaptic vesicle; neuron projection. The coding region runs from base 766 to 2130 and encodes 454 amino acids. The transcript has 6 exons.